Molecule: messenger RNA, 606 nt
Organism: Dovyalis caffra
Lineage: Eukaryota; Viridiplantae; Streptophyta; Magnoliopsida; Malpighiales; Salicaceae
Source: the annotation of a GenBank genome assembly
AUGAGCAGUAAAGGAGAAUCUUCAGGCAGUUCCAAGAGAGCAGCAAACAGGCUUUUUGUUGAAGAAGCCUUGGAUGGUGAUAUCUCUACCGUUUCACUCCAUCCUGAAACCAUGGAAACGCUUCAGCUUUUCGUGGAGACACGUGAGACUUGUCGGCCAGUGAGGAAAGGUGAUUUAUUCCUUGUAAGAGGGAAUUUGACCAGGGUGGAGUUCAAGGUCGUUGAAACUGACCCUGAAGAGUAUUGUAUCGUUGCACCUGACACAGAAAUUUUUUGUGAAGGGGAACCUGUGAGAAGAGAAGAUGAGGAGAGGCUUGAUGGUGUUGGUUAUGAUGAUGUGGGUGGAGUUAGGAAGCAGUUGGCUCUAAUCAGGGAAUUGGUGGAGUUGCCGUUAAGGCAUCCACAACUUUUCAAAACUAUUGGUAUCAAGCCACCAAAGGGAAUUUUGUUGUAUGGGCCUCCUGUUACUGGUAAGACCUUGAUUGCUAGGGCUAUUGCUAACGAGACCGGUUGUUUUUUCUUUUGUAGUAAUGGACCGGAGAUCAUGUCGAAGCUGGCUGGAGAGAGUGAAGACAAUUUGAGGAAAGCCUUUGCUGAAGCUGAAUAG